Molecule: messenger RNA, 2458 nt
Organism: Archocentrus centrarchus (flier cichlid)
Lineage: Eukaryota; Metazoa; Chordata; Actinopteri; Cichliformes; Cichlidae
Gene: tmem214
Product: transmembrane protein 214
Exons: 17
Coding region: 102-2165 (687 amino acids)
Cellular component (GO): Golgi apparatus; endoplasmic reticulum
Source: RefSeq, a predicted model, not a curated record
GUUGGUGACGCAGCGUCCCCUAGUUCAUACAGCAGCAGGGAGGAAGGAGGCAGGAAGUCACGGUGCUCGAACUAAUAGCAGCCCAAUCUGGACCCGGAGACAUGGCUUCAAAUAACGGCUCGGUUGGGAAAUGGGAGGUGGUGAAGAAAGGCAAGAAAAACAGCAGCAACUCCGGCGGAGGCAAGACUGCGGGCGACAAGAAAGCCGGCAGCGGAGGGAGGAAAGCCUUGGGCGAAUCCAACCUGCCGUCCCGACCGCCUGUGAAGAUGUCGGAGACUCUGUAUGACAAUUUGGAGAAGAUGGGAAAGAAACAGAACAAGGAGCAGGUUCCUCCAGCAGCUCAGCCUCAAAACAAGAAGCCCUCAUCGAGUAAACCAUCCAAGAAGUCACACUCGAACAAUACAGUCUCACCCGUGACUCACAAAACCCUCGAGGAAGCCUUCAAAGAGCUGGAUGUUGCAGAUCUGAAGCAGCAGUUGGCCAACAGUCAGACCCUGUUCCCAGAGAACCCUUCGGUUUGGAUCAAAGACCUGGCGGGAUACCUCAACCACCAUUUGACUGCCCCGGACACAGAGCCCACGCUCAGCAGCUACGCUUAUGAUUACCCAUACUGCCUUACAGGAAAAGAGCUGAGGGGUGUGAUCAAAGGCCUCAUCACACGUUGCAGCAACGUUCUGCCAGAUUUCUUCAACCACUGUGUUUCCACUAUGCUCAGGGAGUUGGACAGACAGUCAGGAGACCCUUUACAUGGCUACAGAGUUUGUAUUCAGGCAGUUCUACAGGACAAACCCAAAAUAGCCACCCAAAACCUGCCAGAGUAUUUGGAAUUGUUGCGGUCGGUUCAGAAUCGUCCAGUGAAGUGUUUGACCAUCAUGUGGGCUCUGGGCCAAGCUGGAUUUUAUGACCUCAGCCAGGGUCUAAGAGUAUGGCUGGGCAUCAUGCUCCCUGUGCUGGGAGUGAAGUCUUUGUCCUCGUAUGCCAUCGCCUAUCUGGAGAGACUUCUCUUACUUCAUUCAAACCUGACAAAGGGAUUUGGUAUCAUGGGUCCUAAAGAGUUCUUUCCUCUGCUCGAUUUCGCCUUCAUGCCAAAGAACGCCCUGUCAUCAAGUCUGCAGGAGCAGCUGAGGCGUUUGUAUCCUCGACUGAAGGUCCUCGCAUUUGGAGCCAAGCCCGAGAACACGUUGCACACAUACCUGCCGUCAUUCCUGUCCAGAGCCACACCGCACUGUCCCAAUGACAUGAAGAGAGAGCUGCUCAGCAGUAUGACUGAGUGUCUGUGUGUGGAUGUACAGAGUUUAGGAGUGUGGAGGCAGCUCUACACCAAACACCUCCCCCAGUCCAGCUUGCUUUUGAACCACUUAUUGAAGUCCUGGAAUAUCCUCCCACCAAAGCUGAGGAAGAACCUCGAGGAAACCAUCCAGUCUUUCAGAGUGACCAAUGAAGAAAUGAGAGACACCAUUGAAUCUUAUGAACUUCAGGAGUGCAAUAGUCUGUGCCAGAAUCUGCAGGUAAAGAUGCGUGGUCACGGGUUCCCCUGGUCCAAGUUGCUCCUGGUUCUGUUUGUGUUCGUUGCCGGCUUCAUUGCCCACGACAUCAGAUCUCAUGGCUCCAUCUCAGAUUCCACCACAGCCAGGUACCUGCGCUCCUCAGGGAUCACAGCUGUAUCUCAGCAGGCCUGGAGCAAAAUAACCGUCUACUCGAAGCAGGGCUUCAGCUGGUUGGAAACAAACACUCCGUAUUAUUACUCUGAGUGUGUGCGGGUUUUGGGUCCACUAAUGGAACAAGGUUCGGAAAAAGCAAACGCAGCAGCCGUCUUCAUCUCUGAAAACACCACACGGUUUAUCGUCUGGGUUAAAGAAACCACACCGCUUGUCAUAGAAUGGGUGAACACCAACACUCCUGAGAGUGUGUUCCAGGUGUUGGCAUAUUUGAAGGAGCUCCUCAUCUUCCUCCAUCAAAACUAUGUCCUGCCAGCACUGGUGUACAUAUCUGACCUGCUACAGAGGGCAUGGACAAACCUAGAGGACUCGUGCAACGGGGAGGUGUCUGUAUCAUGUCUGCAGGGCCACGCUUUGUCCUUCACCAACUCGACAUGGCAGCUGCUCCAACACACGACCUCGGCCAUCAAGACGUGGGCCCAGGAUUUGCUGACUCGAGCAGGAUAACACAAUACACACAAUAUGCACACAGAAAGCUGUAUACUGUAAACACACACACACACACACACACACACACACACACACACACUCUGACCCAGCGUGAGGCUGCCAGCUCCUGUCUGAAGACAUGACUGGAUGCUGCGGGGUCAGAUGGAAACAGACUAACUCAAAAAGACCCCUUUUUGUCUCGUUUUGGUUACAUUUUUAUCAGUUUGCUUUUGUUUAGAUGGUUUUGUUUUUUCUAUCAACUUUUUUGUCACUGCUGGAUACAGAGGUCGUAUCCCCCCACCCCCACCUCC